Suillus subaureus is the source of this 1082-nucleotide messenger RNA. RefSeq lists its product as uncharacterized. The coding region runs from base 1 to 636 and encodes 211 amino acids. The record is from RefSeq and is a predicted model, not a curated record. NCBI's taxonomy places the organism in Eukaryota, Fungi, Basidiomycota, Agaricomycetes, Boletales, Suillaceae. The transcript has 6 exons.
AUGCAACUCACUCUUUUGGCAUCCCUCGCUGUUCUCUGCAGCACUGCUUUCGCUGCCCCUCUUGCGGCCCGCACCAAACCGGCUGAAGUCCUUGCCUAUGUGGAGAACGACUUGAGCAACCCAACUGUCAACGUCCUCAACCGGGAUAAUGCUAAGGUUAAAGUCGUCGCUGGUAUGGCACUUCCUUCAGCUUACAACGUCCAGAACGAUUUGAAUAACCUUAAGGUUAAUGUUCUGACCAAGCGAGGCAGCUUGGUCGACGUUGAUGCCUAUGUUGAGGAUGUUCUCAACAAUCUUGAUGUCAAUGUUCUUACUAGACGGGGCGGUUUGGUCGACGUCGAUGCCUAUGUUGAGGAUGUUCUCAACAAUCUUGAUGUCAAUGUUCUUACCAAGCGGGGCGGUUUGGUCGACGUCGAUGCCUAUGUUGAGGAUGAUCUCAACGAUCUUGAUAUCAAUGUUCUCACCAAACGGGGCAGUUUGGUCGACGUCGAUGCCUGCGAGUACUAUUCACGUGGUUUUUUGCUGUCUUUAACUCAAACCCAAACAGAUGUCGAGAAUGUGCUUAACGAUGCUGAUAUCAAUGUUCUCACCAAGCGGGGCAGUUUGGUCGACGUUGACGCCUGCAAGUACCAUUAACAUGAUCUUUGACUGUCUUUAACUCAAGUCCACACAGAUGUCGAGAAUGUGCUUAACGAUGCCGAUAUCAAUGUUCUCACCAAGCGCGACACUCUGGUUGACGUUGAUGCCUGCAAGUACUAUUCACAUGAUUUUUUUUGGCUAUCUUUAACUCGAGCCCACAGAUGUUGAGAAUGUGCUUAACGAUGCUGAUAUCAAUGUUCUUACCAAGUAAAUCUCUGCACAUUAUUUCGUCCUCUGGUCCCAGACAUUUGCAUCUGCUUCGUAGUAUACCUAUCAAAAGUAAACGUCUUUCGGUGUCUUCCAGCAUCUGUUACUAGUUAGCCAGUAAUCACUCUUGCAAUGGUCAUGCAUUAUGCAUUCGUAUCAUUAGUUGUCGUCACGAGCGGUACGUUCCGCCCUACGACCAACUUAUGUAUGUAGUGCGCGAGUGAAAAAUUUCCUCC